GAAGUCACAGAGAGAGGGUCACGUUCCCAUUCACAUCAACGGAGAGGUAGUAGAGACCGUUAAGAGCUACAAGUUCCUUGGCAUUAACAUCUCUGAGGAUCUUUUCUGGAGCCUUCACUCAGAGACCAUAGUGAGAACAGCCCAUCAGGGUCUCUACUUCCUGCGGAGACUGAAGAGGUUUGGCAUCUCCUCUAACAUCAUGUCAAACUUCUACCGCUGCACUAUAGAGAGCAUUCUGACCAGCUGCAUCACUGUAUGGUACGGCAACUGCUCUUCCUUGGACCGCAAAGCUCUUCAAAACCAUUAUUCUCAGCUGCUGAAUAAGCUGUAUUGUCAGCUAGCAAAAACGUGUCCUGUGGAUGUACUGGUGGGCAGAGAGCCACCUAAGGGUACCAUGCUAAGAGCCACCGCGAUUUAUAAGAAAUCAGAACAUGUUUCUGAGGUGGUAAUCCGCUGUCCACACCACCAGAGCAUUGCUGAGAACAACGAAGGUGUUUCCCACCGUAGCCAUCUCAUCCGUGUGGAGGGCAGUCAGAGAGUCCAGUAUCAUGAGGAUCCAAACACCAGGAGGCAUAGUGUGACGCUGCCUUACGAGUCCCCACAGGUGGGUUCGGUGGUAACUACCAUACUACUGAACUUUAUGUGCAACAGCAGUUGUAUGGGUGGGAUGAAUAGGAGGCCAAUUUUCACCAUACUGACCAUGGAGACAUUUGAUGGACAGGUUCUUGGUCGCCAAUGUUUUGAAGUUCGAGUGUGUGCAUGUCCAGGCCGCGACCGCAAAACAGAGGAAGACAAUCUGAAAAAGAUUACUGGGGAGACAGUUACUGGGACAAAGAGAAAGCAUCAAAUUCCGGAUCCGUUAAAAGAGGUGCUCCCUGCAGCUGAACCUGAAUCCGCUGAUGAGAUUUACAUUAUUCAUAUACGUGGUAAGGAGCGUUUUGAAAUGCUAAGGACUAUUAACGCUAGUUUGGAGCUUUUGCACAUGAUGCCUGUUGCUGACCAAGAAAAAUACAGUCAAAAACGAAACACCAUAACAUUUGAUCAAGCCAGUUUGCAGGCGAAGAGUGGCAAAAAACAUCUAAAAGAUUCAAACUAAAACAGCUUUUCAUUUUAUUACUUUUUCUAUGCACAAAAAAACAGUCUAAUUCUAGCUUUUCUGAUGAUCGGUAUGUAACCUGUGAGUUCAAGGUCUUGUAUAUUGCCAACCAAAAUGUCUUCCAAUUUCUUUUUUUCUUUUUUUUGCAUGCCUAAUAUUUUUCUUUCUUUGUAAUUAUUGAAAUAAAACUUCUGUAAUGUAACAUUUCUCUCUAUACUUUUUGAUACACUCACAUAGUCAUAGUUCACAUAUGUAUAGUUCACAUAUAUAUCAUAGCAACCAAAGGCACACUAUCUGAUAACACUAGGUUUAUGGUGCCCAGGAAUGUGGCUAAGCAACUCUUAACUCAAGUCUCUCAAAAACAGACACAUAAUGCACAUAAAAAGGGACUCUUCUCUAAUUCAUAGACAAACCUUUCUUUGAAUGUUCACAUAUACUUUAGGGCAUUGUGUAUGCUGUUACUAUUCUUGUAUAUUGUCUUUUGUGUAUUGUAAAUGUUUUAUACAUGCUUAUGAUGGAUCACUAGUUAAUAUAACCUCAUCUUUAUGAUGUUUUGUAUCUAUGAGUUUGUAUUUUCAUGAUCUACAUGAGUGUAUAUUAUGUUGAUACCUAUGCAAUACAUUAGUUAUAUAAGAAUCUUAAGGAUUCUUCUCUUGAACCCCCCAAUCUAUAUGCAAGACACCAUAUUAGAAACAGAGCUGUGAAACUUCCUUCCAAAAGGUACCAUUCCUCAUUGGCUCAAUCAAAUCCUGAGGGUGUGACAUCAUCACACUACAUAGAUCACUGAUCACAAGAUCAGGGUGGGUUCUUUUAGAUUCAGAAAUUCCAGGAGAAGAUGCUGAGCUAAGAGCUGUAAAAACCACACUAAGCUUGUGCCAGGCCUUCUGCCUUGACUUUCCAUUCAUCAAGAUCCUCUGAAUCAAACUGGUCUUUCUCAUCAACUCAGUUCAGCAGAGACCAACUGGAGCCCCAAAGUUCAAGUGUCAAACUUAGUCUUAUUAAUUGAUACAUUAAGUAUCACAUGCACCUUUUACAAAGGUGUGUUUGAACUAAGAAACUGAUGUUUCCUUCAGGCUGUAGACCUGUUGAAUAUCAAAUUGUGCCAUAGCUUUAUGUCUUUAUUUCUUCUUCUCUUUACUGCUUAAGCUUUAACCCUUUUUCCAAUGUCCACUGUAUGCGUUUUUGCGUGUGUGUGUUUGACUAGUUUAAGUGUUUAUGUAGUUAAUAAAGUCUUACUUGUAUCACA
Messenger RNA from Carassius auratus (goldfish), 2342 nucleotides. Its product is annotated as cellular tumor antigen p53. The transcript is spliced from 9 exons. Gene Ontology annotation, molecular function: methyltransferase activity; 2-oxoglutarate-dependent dioxygenase activity; DNA-binding transcription factor activity, RNA polymerase II-specific. Lineage: Eukaryota; Metazoa; Chordata; Actinopteri; Cypriniformes; Cyprinidae. Gene Ontology annotation, biological process: regulation of transcription by RNA polymerase II; apoptotic process; protein tetramerization. The annotation marks the transcript as partial. Gene Ontology annotation, cellular component: nucleus. The record is from RefSeq and is a predicted model, not a curated record.